Acomys russatus (golden spiny mouse) is the source of this 1446-nucleotide messenger RNA. It is a transcript of the gene Slc25a36, whose product is annotated as solute carrier family 25 member 36. Gene Ontology annotation, cellular component: mitochondrion. Gene Ontology annotation, molecular function: pyrimidine nucleotide transmembrane transporter activity. The coding region runs from base 179 to 1114 and encodes 311 amino acids. The transcript is spliced from 7 exons. The record is from RefSeq and is a predicted model, not a curated record. NCBI's taxonomy places the organism in Eukaryota, Metazoa, Chordata, Mammalia, Rodentia, Muridae. Gene Ontology annotation, biological process: pyrimidine nucleotide import into mitochondrion.
CGGAGCAGGAACGCCGCGGGAGUGGGUUCGCCGGUGGCCCUUCCGCAGCCGCGGCUCCGCCCGCUCGCCGGCGUCCUCCCCUCCCCACCCCCGCCCCGUCUCGACCCUCGCCGCUGGCCGCGGCGGGCUGCUGGGUCCGAGUCCCGCCUCUGCGCCCGGAGGACAUGCAGAAGAGAGAAUGAGCCAUAGGGACACGCUGGUGCAUCUGUUUGCCGGAGGAUGUGGUGGUACAGUGGGAGCUAUUAUGACAUGUCCACUGGAAGUUGUCAAGACACGGUUGCAGUCGUCUUCUGUGACACUUUACAUCUCUGAAGUUCAGCUGAACACCAUGGCUGGAGCCAGUGUCAACCGAGUAGUGUCCCCUGGGCCUCUCCAUUGUCUAAAGGUUAUCCUGGAAAAAGAGGGUCUUCGAUCAUUGUUUAGAGGAUUGGGCCCCAAUUUGGUGGGGGUGGCCCCCUCCAGAGCAAUAUACUUUGCUGCUUACUCAAACUGCAAGGAAAAGUUGAAUGGUGUUUUUGAUCCUGAUUCUACCCAAGUACACAUGAUUUCAGCUGCAAUGGCAGGUUUUACUGCAAUCACUGCAACGAACCCCAUUUGGCUUAUAAAGACUCGGUUACAGCUUGAUGCAAGAAGUCGUGGGGAAAAGCAAAUGGGUGCUUUUGAAUGUGUUCGUAAGGUAUAUCAGACAGAUGGACUGAGAGGAUUUUAUAGAGGCAUGUCUGCCUCAUAUGCCGGCAUAUCAGAGACAGUUAUCCACUUCGUGAUUUAUGAAAGUAUAAAGCAAAAACUACUGGAAUGUAAGACUGCAUCUAUGAUGGAAAGUGAUGAAGAGUCUGUGAAAGAAGCAUCAGAUUUUGUGAGAAUGAUGCUAGCUGCUGCCACCUCCAAAACCUGUGCCACAACCAUCGCGUAUCCACAUGAAGUUGUAAGAACAAGACUUCGUGAAGAAGGAACAAAAUACAGAUCUUUUUUUCAGACACUGUCUUUGAUUGUUCAAGAAGAAGGUUAUGGCUCCCUUUACCGUGGUCUAACAACUCAUCUGGUGAGGCAGAUUCCAAACACAGCCAUUAUGAUGGCCACCUAUGAACUGGUGGUCUACCUGCUCAACGGAUAGCAUCAGGGUGGCCAUGCUUCAGAGCAGGAGGAUCAGAUCACAGUGGACCAUGGAAGCUUGAAGCCAGCAAGGUGGACAGAAGGCAGUAGUUUGGAAGCAUGUAACUACAAUGGCUGAGUGGAAGUUUGGUUGUAGGAAGUAAGGUACCACAUUCAUCUUUCAGUGACAAAACCCUGGGCCACCUCUAAGAGAAUGCAUUGAAAAGCAUUCGUUUCUCAAAAUUGCCAUUUUCUCUGCCAUCAAUCACCAGCUAUGGUUUUGUUUUAUAGAUUUAUGGCAUUCAGAAUAUAGUGUUAAUUCAAUGAGCUCUCUCUCUCUCUCUCUUUUUUUUU